Molecule: messenger RNA, 2899 nt
Organism: Phoenix dactylifera (date palm)
Lineage: Eukaryota; Viridiplantae; Streptophyta; Magnoliopsida; Arecales; Arecaceae
Source: RefSeq, a predicted model, not a curated record
UUGACUGCAAUAGAGAGAUUGGAGUCAAAAGUCUUGACAGUCGUAUCUCUAAGUAUUUGCAUGCUACUCGCGGGGGACGAGAAACGAGUGUCUAGCACCAUGAGAGCACCGUGAAGACAAAAUGCUCCACUCAAACCCAUUCCUCCUCCAAAGCCAUGCUCCGACGAUUUCUUUCUCCCCGAUUCUUCUCCUCCCUCGCCUUCCCUUCUCCAUCUCCCAUCAAAGAGAGCACCCAUCUCACUCCACUCCCUCGUCUCCUCUACCUCCUAAACCACUCAUCCACCUUCGAACACAUGGCCCAGAUUCACAGCUUCAUGGUCUCCCGAGGCCUUGACGGCGACAACCUCCUCCUCGGCAAGUUCAUCCACGCUUGCUCUCUCCUGGGCUUUAAAGACUACGCCUUCUCCGUCUUCGGACGCAAAGACCAACCCGAUAUCUAUCUCUAUAACACCAUGAUCCGAAGCCUCUCUCGAACUGAUUCAGCUUUAGAUGCCAUUUCUCUCUUCAACAGAAUUCAAUCCGUCGGUCUUCGACCCGAUACUUAUUCCUUCCCUUUCGUACUAAAGGGGGUUGCUCAACUGACCAUGCUUGAAUUGGGCCAAGGGAUUCACAGCCAAAUUAUCCGAGUUGGGCUGGGUUGUGAUGUUCAUAUCUCCACCGCUCUUAUUCACAUGUACUCAGCUUGCGAAGAUAUCGAGGAUGCCCGGCUUCUGUUUGAUGAAAUUCGUCACAGAGAUGUUGUAUCAUGGAAUGCAAUGGUUGCGGGAUAUGUCAAGGUUGGGGAUAUGGACAAUGCGCACGCCCUUUUUGAACGGAUGCCCGAAAGGAAUGUGAUCUCGUGGACGACGAUGAUCGCCGGCUACGCUCAGAUGAGCCACCCGGGUGAGGCAAUUGCUAUUUUUCGGCGGAUGCAGCUGGAGGACAGCGUUGAGCCAGAUGAGGUCGCACUGUUGGGAGUUCUUUCAGCUUGUGCUCAGUUGGGUGCAUUGGAUCUGGGAGAAUGGAUCCAUGGUUAUGUUGACAAGCAUAAGUUAUAUAAGACUGUUCCAUUAAUGAAUGCAUUAAUAGACAUGUACGCAAAGUCUGGCAACAUAGAGAAAGCAUUGGAGCUCUUUGAGAAUAUGAAGCACAAGAGCGUCGUAACUUGGACCACGAUGAUUGCUGGGUUUGCUCUGCAUGGGCUUGGAAAUGAAGCGCUCAACAUGCUUGAUCGAAUGGAGGGGGAGAAUGUCAAGCCGAAUGAUGUUACUUUUCUAGCCAUCCUAUCCGCUUGUAGCCAUGCUGGGCAAGCUGAUAUGGGUCAGUGGUAUUUUCACCGCAUGCGUUCAUGGUACAACAUCAGACCUAGGAUUGAGCACUAUGGAUGUAUGGUUGAUCUACUUGGUCGGGCAGGCUUUCUAGGAGAGGCAUGUGAUCUAGUAGGAGAUAUGCCAUUUGACGCAAAUGGAGCCAUAUGGGGAGCUCUUCUAGCUGCUGCUAGGAUCCAUGAUGAUGUUGAGCUAGGAGAGCAAGCCUUGAGGCAUCUCAUUGAAGUUGAGCCCCAAAAUGGUGGGAACUAUAUCCUUCUAUCUAAUAUUUAUGCAGCACAUGAGAAGUGGGAUGAUGUUGGAAAGCUGAGGAAGCUGAUGAAAGAUAGGGGAGUAAAUAAAGUGCCGGGAGGGAGUUCUGUUGAAGUUGAUGGCAUGGUCCAUGAAUUUACCUCCAGAGAUGGAUCUCAUCCUUGCUUGGAGAGGAUAUACAGAGUUUUGUAUGAGAUAAAUGGGCACUUAAAAAUGAUUGGUUAUGUUCCAAGGCUUCACGGAGGACUUCUUGAGUUUGAAGAAGGAUAAAAAAACAACCCAAAAUGGAGCUUGGUAUGCAAUUUGGAAAAUGAAAGAAUUUUCACCUUAAACUGAUGCUUUAUUGGGCUAUGGAUAUAAUAAAUGUGUGAUGAUGACAGAUUUGUGUGAAGCAAGAGAUCAAGAGGCUCUGUUGAGAACUAUACAACUUGCAAGAUCAGUCCUCUUGUCAGCAGGGUCUUUGUGCAGGAGUUUAGUUCCUGCAAUUAUGCACUUCAAUUCAGAAGUGCAAGUUUCUGUUGGCCUCAAAUAUAUAUUGGGGCAACAAGAGACCAAGUGAACGUUCAUUCAACUCAGAUUCCAUUUGCUACAUCAAUAUUGAAAACUGAUUCUUCCUAUUUCUCAUCUCCUUCAUCUGCCAUGAGCAAACACAUAAAACAAGUUGCAUCGCAGGACACUCAUGGUAUGCCAAAUAAGGCCAAGAUAAUGGCUUGUCAUGGAACGGACACAGGAUUUAUCCAACUGAACCACACAUUCAUAUAUAACACAAGGUGAAAGGCAAGAGCACCAAUCCAUCAACAAGUUUGACAGGAGCAACAAAACAAAAUACUAUAUGCUGUAUAAUGGCAGGUGUUGAAGGCAGAUACUUCUCACCCUUGUAGCAAAACCUAAGGAACAAAUAGUUUCACACAAAUCUUCUUCUUUGGGACUGACAUGAACAAGCAUCAAAGUUUUCGAGUCAGACCCUGUAACCAUGAGAACAUGAGGUACACCAAGUGAAGUCAAUGUCAUGCGUAUCAGGCUGUCCUGAGCAGAGAACAUCAAUUUCUGUGAUUUGGAGAUAGCUCUCAUCAUUCGCAGUGCUACAGAAGGCGAACAAGUAAUUACCAGUGAGAUCUGCUUGAUGUGGAAUUAGCCAGGGUUCUCAAUCUCGAUGCCACCAUUUGGGUUCAUUUGGAUCGAAAGUCUGUGAGCAGAUAUUGACAAGUGAUAGCAGCAUCAAUUGUUGCUAAACAUUCUUAUAUAUCAUUAUAGCUAAGUCUUGUCUCAUGACUGCAGCAUUCUGAGGCCAUUAUUGUCUCAAACAUAAGGCAUCUAAUUGGCAUUGAUAUGCAUGGGCU